AAUCCUGACUCACUCACUCUCUCUCUCUCUCUCUCUCUCUCUCUCUCUCUUCAUCUACGUUUCUCCUCUCCUUCUCUAAAGGAACCAAAAAGAUUUUUUUAAUUAAUUUUUGUAUUUUUAAUACCGCUUGAAGAUGCUAACCAGGGCCUCCAUGAAGGCUAGAAAUGUUAUGAGGCAUGUUGCAAGUGUCAGUGGAUUGCAGAAACAUAUGCCUCGAUGCGCUUUUACUUCAUCCAUGAGACCGAUGAGUUCUGAGGCUUCUCUUCGAGCUGCGCCACCGGAAGAGAAAGGGUUUAAGGGGCAUGACAUGUUAGCACCUUUCACUGCCGGAUGGCAAAGCUCGGACAUACACCCGCUAAUCAUCGAAAAAUCAGAGGGUUCUUACGUUUAUGAUAUCAACGGGAAGAAGUAUCUAGAUGCGUUGGCCGGACUAUGGUCCACGGCUUUAGGUGGAAAUGAGCCUCGGCUUAUCAAGGCCGCAACCGACCAACUGAACAAAUUGCCGUUUUACCAUUCCUUCUGGAAUCGAACAACGAAGCCCUCGCUGGAUCUUGCAAAAGAGAUUCUCGAGUUUUUCACAGCAAGAAAAAUGGGAAAAGUCUUCUUCACCAACAGUGGCUCCGAAGCCAACGAUUCGCAGGUAAAGCUUGUUUGGUACUAUAACAAUGCGCUGGGGAGGCCGAACAAGAAGAAAUUCAUAGCUCGAUCGAAGUCGUAUCACGGAUCGACAUUAAUAGCGGCUAGCCUUUCCGGUCUCCCUGCUCUGCACCAAAAGUUCGAUCUACCUGCGCCGUUUGUGUUGCACACGGAUUGCCCUCACUAUUGGCGCUUCCAUCUCCCCGGCGAGACGGAGGAGGAAUUCUCGACCAGAUUAGUGAACAAUUUGGAGAACCUUAUUCUCAAAGAAGGACCUGAGACGAUUGCUGCUUUUAUCGCCGAACCCGUUAUCGGUGCAGGCGGAGUUAUCCUUCCUCCAAAGACGUAUUUCGACAAGGUUCAAGCUGUUCUAAAGAAGUAUGAUAUUCUUUUUGUCGCAGAUGAGGUUAUUACUGCUUUUGGAAGAUUAGGGAUGAUGUUCGGGUGCGACAAAUACGACAUUCGACCUGAUCUUGUUUCUAUAGCCAAAGCUCUUUCAUCUGCGUAUUUGCCCAUCGGCGCAAUUCUCGUUAGCCCGGAAAUAUCAGAAGUAAUACAUUCUCAGAGCAGUAAACUUGGAUCGUUCGCUCACGGAUUCACAUACUCCGGUCACCCUGCGCCUUGUGCUGUUGCUUUGGAGACUCUUAAGAUUUAUAAGGAGAGAAAUAUCCUUGAACAUGUAAAUGCUAUUGCGCCGAAAUUCCAAGAGGGCAUUAGACAAUUCUCAUCAAGUCCCAUAAUUGGAGAGAUACGCGGGGAAGGGUUGGUUCUCGGGACCGAGUUUACCGACAACAAGUCUCCGAAUGAUACAUUUCCUCCGGAAUGGGGGGUCGGUUCGAUAUUCGGGUCGGAGUGUGAGAAGCACGGGUUAUUGAUUCGGGUCGCGGGUGAUAGCAUAAUGAUGUCUCCACCACUGAUAAUUUCUCCAAAUGAAGUAGACGAGUUGAUAAGCAAAUACGGAGAAGCCCUGAAGAGCACAGAGGAAAGAGUUGCUCAGCUGAAAUCUCAGGAGAAAAUUUGAAGCAAAAAAAUUUAACUUCUCUUUCGAGUUGUCGAAUUCGCGAAUGCAUGUACACAAAUAAUUUGACUUGUUUUAGUUGCUAAUAAAUGGAUUAGCGAAAAAUUGUUCUUGGGCUCGAGAAAAAGAUCAUUGUUAUGAAUUUAUCUAUCUUAAAGAUCCCUUUUUUAUUCUCUCAA
Molecule: messenger RNA, 1833 nt
Organism: Ananas comosus (pineapple)
Lineage: Eukaryota; Viridiplantae; Streptophyta; Magnoliopsida; Poales; Bromeliaceae
Product: probable gamma-aminobutyrate transaminase 3, mitochondrial
Exons: 19
Coding region: 134-1657 (507 amino acids)
Biological process (GO): biotin biosynthetic process
Molecular function (GO): pyridoxal phosphate binding; S-adenosyl-L-methionine:8-amino-7-oxononanoate transaminase activity
Source: RefSeq, a predicted model, not a curated record